AUGGAGCCUGUAAGCCCUGUAAGUUGCGAAGCUCACCAACCUACAAGACAGCACGACAAGAAGGUCGAAGGCUUGGCUGCCUUCGCCAAAGCGGACAGUGCCCUGGGCUAUGACCGCGGAGCCGUGGCGGCCGCAGCAGCGCACCUGGACUCAGACCGAUGGGAAGUGCGGAAGUCGGCGGUGAAGGCCAUCCUGGCCCUGGUCCCAGUAAAGAUCCACGCCUUCCUCCCAAGCCUCGUCUCGGUGGUGGCUGUGCAAAGCGACCAAGUAUGGGCCCAGCACAGCGAUGUGAUCAACUCAAUGGUGUGGCAGUGCUGCUCUCCACAGGAUGAGCCUUCGAGGAGGAUACCUCGUCUCGUGCAAUACUUUGCGGAGUGCUUCUACAAGAAAAGCCUGAGUGGCAAGUAG
Molecule: messenger RNA, 408 nt
Organism: Symbiodinium natans
Lineage: Eukaryota; Dinophyceae; Suessiales; Symbiodiniaceae
Source: the annotation of a GenBank genome assembly